AUGGUCAACCAGUCCCCUCAACUAGCCAAAGCAGUAGAGCUGUGGAAGCUCCUACAGAUCCGGAAAAAGUCAGGUACCUACACACUUGACGGGAACAGCUUGACCAUUGCAGAUGUUGUAGCCACUUCAUUAUAUGGCUGCAAGCCACUCUUAUCUCAGGAUCCUAAGAUCAACAAGGACAUCCAAGAUAGUAUCAAUGUCCUCUUUGACCACCUUGCCCAAGGAUGGUAUGUCUACGGCGUUAAUACCGGGUUUGGAGGAAGUGCCGAUUCCAGAACAGAGCAAGUCACUAUGCUUCAAGCAUCAUUGAUGCAACAUACCCAAAGUGGAAUUAUCUCAAAAGCAGGCAACGGAGGGACUCCUGACCAUGUCAUGCCACGGGCAUGGGUUAGGGCUGCCAUGGUCAUAAGAUGUAACUCCACAAUGCGAGGCCAUUCUGCUGUUUCUUUCCCUGUUGUCAAGGCCAUGGCAGAAUUUCUAGGUCAUGACCUUACUCCUAUAGUCCCACUCCGUGGUUCAGUCUCUGCUUCUGGUGAUUUGAUGCCUCUUUCUUAUGUUGCGGGAGGAUUGGAAGGGAACCCGGAUAUCCUGAUACAGAACAAGGAAGGAACUGUACUAUCCGCACCGGAAGCUCUAAAGGAAGCAGGCUUGGAGCCGGUCAUAUUGGGGCCUAAAGAAGGAUUGGGUUUGAUUAAUGGAACGUCUUCCUCGGCUGGAGUUGGUGCUCUCGUCUUGGCUAAUGCACACAUGUUGGCGUUCUUGACCCAGCUUUUAACAGGAUCUGCAGUUGAGGCAUUGUGUGGCAGCUCUGAGAGUUUCCACCCUUUUAUCGCAGAGACACGACCACAUCCAGGGCAAAUUGAAUGUGCCAGGAAUGUAUACAGCUUCCUUCGCGGAUCUCAUUUGGCGCGCGAUGUUCUUGCACCAAAGAACCGUAGGCGAGAAGACCUAGUCCAGGACCGUUACUCUCUACGGAGCGCUCCUCAAUGGAUUGGCCCUCAAUUAGAGGACCUUAUGCUCGCCGAUCAACAAUUAAACAUUGAAAUCAACUCCUCGUGCGAUAACCCUCUCAUUGAUAGCGCAUCAAACGACAUUUACUACGGCGCCAAUUUCCAGGCUGCAUCCGUAACCUCAGCAAUGGAAAAGAUUCGCUUGGUUCUCCAAAUGUUUGGCAAAAUCCUCUUCUCCCAGAGCUUCGAGAUGAUUGAUCCCAAUCUCAGCGGCGGAUUACCCGCCAAUCUUGCUGCCGAUGACCCAAGUCUUUCGUUUAUGAUGAAGGGAGUUGAUGUCAAUAUGGCGGCGUAUAUGGCUGAACUUGCAUAUCUGGCUAACCCUAUGAGCUCUCAUGUGCAAGCUGCAGAAAUGCAUAACCAGUCGGUGAACUCUAUGGCACUUGCUUCUGCGCGCAUGUCAGCUGAUGCUGUUGACGUCUUGAUGAAAAUGUGUGCUUGUCAUAUCUAUGUUGUAUGUCAGGCAUUAGACCUGCGCGCCUUGCACCUUGGAUUUAUCAAGAAAGUCACCGAGAUGAUAGGCGAUCUUACCCAAAAGUUGUUCUCUGAAUUGGCGUCUCAAGAUUUGCAAACUCUUCAAGACACCUUGGGAGCUCAUAUCGGUCCCUCUUGGUCUUCAACUGGGAAAAUGGACCUUGAGGCUCGCUGCAAGUCCCUGAUUAAUGCUAUCACCCCAAUCUUGCUUGACCACAUCCAAGGCGGCAUUGAGAAUGUUGUAAAUUGGAAGAAAGAAGCCAAUGAGCUAGUCUGGAAUCUUUGGCGCGAACAUUUCAAUGCAUUCAUCAAGAACCCCGAUACACCCACACUCCUAGGUAGAGGAUCAAGUGCUCUAUAUGACUUUGUCCGAGACAAACUUGCAGUACCCUUUCAUCAAGGGUUUGUAGAGCACCCGACAUACAAAAAUAAUCAGCUAGAUGGUAGGCAGAAAAAAUCGAUUGGUGGUUGGAUAUCGAUCAUCCAUGACAGCAUUGACAAUGGCACUUUGUACGACAGUUUGAUGAUCAUGUUAGAUGAUGGGUCUGUCAAUCUCUUAAAUGGAAAGAAAUAG
Talaromyces marneffei is the source of this 2058-nucleotide messenger RNA. RefSeq lists its product as uncharacterized. The transcript has 4 exons. Lineage: Eukaryota; Fungi; Ascomycota; Eurotiomycetes; Eurotiales; Trichocomaceae. The coding region runs from base 1 to 2058 and encodes 685 amino acids. Gene Ontology annotation, cellular component: cytoplasm. Gene Ontology annotation, biological process: L-phenylalanine catabolic process. Gene Ontology annotation, molecular function: ammonia-lyase activity. The record is from RefSeq and is a predicted model, not a curated record.